Molecule: messenger RNA, 1764 nt
Organism: Phaethon lepturus (White-tailed tropicbird)
Lineage: Eukaryota; Metazoa; Chordata; Aves; Phaethontiformes; Phaethontidae
Product: trichohyalin-like
Exons: 3
Coding region: 1-1764 (587 amino acids)
Molecular function (GO): Hsp70 protein binding
Source: RefSeq, a predicted model, not a curated record
AUGGCCAUUAGUGACUGUGACAGAGCUAUUAAACUCAAUCCCAGUUCAGCACAAGACUAUAAAUUCCAAGGAAAAGCCCUCCAGUUUUUGGGGUGUUUAAAAGAGGCUGCCUGUAGCAUUUCCUUGGCUUGUAAAUUAGAUUCUGAGGCUCAGGCAAAGUUUGAGAGGGAGGAAGAAUCCACUGAAGAGCUGGGGAGGGAUGAGAGUGAGUUGGAGGCAGACAAUGAAGGGGAGAUUGAGCCAGAAGAGGAUGAACCCCCACAGAUGGGAGAUGAGAAUUUGGAAGUAACCAGCAAUGUGAUGAAGCAGGCUGAUGAAAAGAAAAAGGUGGCUUUUGAUGCAGUGGGAAGAGGUGAAUUUCAAAAAGCUGUUCAGCUCUUCACUGAUGCCAUCAAACUGAACCCACAGCUUAGUACUUUUUAUAUCAACCGAGCCAGUGUCUUUGUAUGGUUGCAAAAGCCAAAUGCCAUCAGAGAUUGUGACAAAGCCAUAAAAAUUUAUCUGAAUUCUACACAGCCGUACAAGUGGAGAGGGAAAGCUUUUCGGCUCCUGGGUCACUGGCAGCAGGCUGCCAAGGACCUUGCACUGGCCUGCCAGCUGGAAUAUGAUGAAGAUACCAAUAAUAUGUUGAAGGAAGUUCACAGAAGAGUCCAGAAAAUUGCCAGGCACCAAAAAAAGUAUGAGGAGAAACAAAACACAAAGCAAUCAUUGGAUGCAUUGCCAAGGGUGGGGAAAUUCAUGGCAGAAGAGGAGCGGGAUCAGCUUCCAACUUCUCAAGAAAAGGAAAAAGCGCAGCUUCAGAAGGACCAGCAGCAUGGACAGGUUCACCUUUGGACUUCCCAGGAACCUGAUAAUGACUGUUGUAGGGAAUCUGAAGAGCAAAAGCAACAUCUACUAGAAGAGAGUGAGUAUUACAUGGAAGCUGAGGGGCAGGAAAAGCUCAGUGGAGAAUCAAAGACUGAGAACAGUGAAGUCAAUACUGAAAAUGAAGGAUUGGCUGGAGAGGCUGAAGAAGAUCUUCAGAAAAUAGGAGAUGACAACCUGAAGAUAACUAACAAGAUGAUGAAACAGGCCAUUGGAAAGGAAAAGGAAGCCUUUCAUGCACUGGGAGCAGAUAUGGAAAGAGUUAAGAAAGCAGCCCUGGAGGAACAAGACAGCUCUCAGGAGAAAGACAAAUCUUGGGAAGAGGCCAUGAAGAAAGAACAAGUGAAGCAGAUGUUAGCUGAACAGGAGAACACACCGCAGCAGGUGACAGAGCAACAGGAGAAGGAGAAAGCCCCAUGGAAAGUUCUGGAGCAACAAGAGAAUGGACAGAAGUUGUUGGAAGAAGAGAGAAACCAGUUGAAGACUCUUCAGGAACUGGAGAAAUCUCAACAGCAGGCUUUGAUAGGCUUGAUAAAAAAACAGAAGGAAGCCAAGGAAAAACGUGAGAGAUCUCAGAAGAAACCCUUGGAAGAAAAAGAGGGAGUUGAAAAAGUCCUGGAGGAACUAGCAAGAGCUCAGAAAAAGGCCCUGGAAGAAUUGGAGAUGAUUCAGAAAAAUGUUCUGGAGGAACUGGAGAAAGCUCAUAGAAAGGCCCUACAAGAGCAAGAAAGAUCUCAGAGGGCUGCAUUAGAAGAACAGAAGAGAGCUCAGCAGGCUCUAGAGGAACUGCAGCUAUCACCAAGAAAAGCUGUGGAGGAGCAGGAGAGAGCUCGGAUAAGGGCUGUAAGAGAACAAGAUAGAGCACAGGAAAUACUGAAAGAACUUGCAAAAACACAGUAA